Messenger RNA from Nestor notabilis (Kea), 465 nucleotides. It is a transcript of the gene ZCCHC9, whose product is annotated as zinc finger, CCHC domain containing 9. The record is from RefSeq and is a predicted model, not a curated record. The transcript has 5 exons. Gene Ontology annotation, molecular function: nucleic acid binding; zinc ion binding. Lineage: Eukaryota; Metazoa; Chordata; Aves; Psittaciformes; Psittacidae. The annotation marks the transcript as partial.
AGGCUGAAGAGGCAAGAAAUGAAGAAGAAUGCCAUGGUAUGUUUCCACUGUAGAGAACCUGGCCAUGGUGUUGCUGAUUGUCCUGCAGUACUUGAAAGUCAAGAUAUGGGUACAGGAAUCUGUUACCGAUGUGGAUCCACAGAGCACGACAUCAGCAAAUGCAAAGCAAAGAUAGAUCCAGCAAUUGGGCCAUUUCCAUAUGCAAAAUGUUUCAUCUGUGGUGAGAUGGGGCAUCUGUCAAGGUCAUGUCCAGAUAAUCCCAAAGGUUUAUAUGCUGAAGGUGGUGGCUGCAAACUUUGUGGUUCUGUGGAGCACUUCCGAAAAGACUGUCCAGUAAAACAGAAUGGAGACCAGGUUACGGUUGGGCGAUGGGCCACUGGAAUGAGCGCAGAUUACGAAGAAAUCACAGAAGCACCAAAGCUGCAAAAAACAAAAGUGAAAGUAUCCAAAGUUGUGACUUUCUGA